AUGGACCCCGAUUGUGAAGACUCUGUGAUGUCGCCGUCCGCCAACCAACUCACAGAUGGGAAGAGCAGAGAUGAGUCAUGGUAUUGCAAGCAGGAGCUGGCGGGCGUCGAGGUGCGCCUGCUGGACCAAGACACCUGGCGGCAGUUCUCGGAGGUGGGCACCGAGAUGAUCGUCACGAAACCUGGAAGACGCAUCUUCCCGGAGCUGAAGGUGUGCGUGUCGGGCCUGGAGGCCGGCGAGCAGUACGUUGUGGCGCUGGGGGUGCGGCUUAGCUGCGGGCAGCGUUUCCGGUUCCACAAGGGCCGCUGGGCGCCAUGGGGGCGCGCCGACCCGCCGCGGCGCGCGCCCGCUCGCAACCUCUUCCUGCACGCCGACGCUCCCGCCGACGGCCGGCAUUGGAGCCGCGGUGCCGUCUCCCUGUACGCCGCCAAGCUCACCAACGACCCCGCCUCGAGUGCGCCGCUCGGCUCUCAGAAUGACGAUUUGGCAGCCCUUAAAAUUCGCAACAACCCAUUUGCCAAGGCAUUUAGAAACAAGCUCACAAGGCGACAGUCUAAUGUGGACGUGGCAGAGGUAUCUUCCGAUUGUAAAUAA
This is a messenger RNA of Schistocerca piceifrons (Central American locust), 594 nucleotides long. RefSeq names its product T-box transcription factor TBX5-A-like. NCBI's taxonomy places the organism in Eukaryota, Metazoa, Arthropoda, Insecta, Orthoptera, Acrididae. Bases 1 to 594 code for a protein of 197 amino acids. Gene Ontology annotation, cellular component: nucleus. Gene Ontology annotation, molecular function: DNA-binding transcription factor activity, RNA polymerase II-specific; RNA polymerase II cis-regulatory region sequence-specific DNA binding. Gene Ontology annotation, biological process: positive regulation of DNA-templated transcription; cell fate specification; regulation of transcription by RNA polymerase II. The transcript has 5 exons. The record is from RefSeq and is a predicted model, not a curated record.